AUGGAGUCCUCCGAAAGACAGAAAGAAACCAGCAAGAACAGCAGCAAGAACAGGGUCCCGGAUAUGCUUCAUUCCAAUUUAAAACUGAAUGAUCGCCAUCUCACUUUCAGAGCCAACGAGGGGACUCAAUACAUGCCACAAGACACAAUCUACUCAGCGGCGCAGAGUCUGCGCAAUGACAAAUCUGCCUUUGGUGAAUUACACUGGCCGUGGACCAAAAAAGAGUUUCCCGAUGAGAAUGGUCAUGGAAUCAGAACCUGGGACAGGUGCAAUCCAUUGACCAUCAAACAAGAACCAAGCAUCAAACGGGAACCAGGAAUCAAAAUGGAACCAGGAAUCAAGACGGAACCAGGAAUCAAAAUAGAACCACCGAAAUUCAACAAUACUCAGCAAGUUGAAGGCCGUCUUGUCAUUGACCUCACAGAAGAUGACGAGGAUUCAUCAGCUCAAAAACGUCCGAUGCCACGUGCUGAAUUAUUGACCGCCAUCAAAAAGCGCCAGAAGACGACUAUGGCCCCGACUGAAAUCAUUGACCGCUCAGUCAAAGGCUUGUUCGUACAGGAUGAUGAUUCCCCCCGAUCUGUCUCCUCCGGCAUCAGCGAUCCGUGGCUUGAGCUAGGCGAAGAUCACGUUUCUGGAUUCGAUGAAUACCAGAAACAAUUUCAAAGCCUGCAAUCUCCUUCCAUCGAACAGCAGAUUGAGUUCGAAAAGCGGAGAGAAGAAGAGCUCCAACGAAGAAGAAAGAUUAGGAAUGACAAGCUUUGUGAGCUGACUGCAAAAGCAAAAUCGGAAAAUGGGUCCGAGGGUGAUAAUUCUUCUCGUCCUGCCUUGGAAGAACAGCCUCAACCCAAAGACCUUCAGUCCCAAGAGGACAAACAGUCAGAGUCGAAAAGGCCUGCUCGAGUAAAGCGAGUGGUUACACGAGUCUCAAAAGCGGGAAUUAGAAAGUCCAAAGAAAUUGGCCUUGCUCAGUUGCUUUCCAAGGAAGGGUCUCGAAAGGCUGCUAAGGCUACCGAGCCUGAAUCUGAAUCUGAUUCUGAACCCGAAUCUGAACCUGAAGCUGAAACGGCGAAGGCACCUGACGAAAAAGGAAAUCGGAAAAAAGCUCGACGCCAACACACGUUAUUGUCAAACGAAGAAAUCCAAAGUAUUUUCCGACGGGAUGCUGGUACCAAAAAAGGAAAGGAUCCGUUACCCCCUGGGUUUGUCUCUACGGAGAAAAACAAGCAGAAGGCCUUCAGAGAGAUGCUCGCUAGUAUCCCAGUUGAAGAAAAGGCUGAAGCACGUGGAGACCUAUCCAUCCUGAAUGAAGCUACAAAGACUUUUAAUCCAACAGCAAAGUCAGACGGCUUAGGAAAAUGGAAGGUUAGAGGGCUGUUAACACCUCUAAUGGUGAACCAGGUAUUGGCUACCUCUUGGAUGUGCAAACGCGAGACCUCUUCGGGCAAGCCGAACGGUGGUUUACUCUGUGAUGUGAUGGGAUUUGGAAAGACCCUGUCGACACUGGCGUGCAUUGUGAAUCGAAAAGUGCCAACUGAGCCAGAAGGUCCGACACUGAUUGUCGCCCCGAGAAGUUUGAUAGAGACCUGGAUGACGCAGAUUCGGCAACAUUGUGACCCUGACGCAGUCGGGACUGUCAUUGCACAUUGCUCUGGUGCACGCGUGAAGACCAAUAACCUCGCCAACUAUUUCCGACAAUGUAACAUUGUGUUGACGACGUACACGGAUAUAUCCUAUUCCUACCCUAAUCUAAAGCUGCCCCCUGGGCUGAAGACUGAAGCCGCCAUCGAAGAAUGGUGGAACCAGGAAUAUGACCAGAAAGCAGGCGUCUUUCAUGAAAUCCACUGGCAUAGGAUUGUUCUCGAUGAAGCACAUAUCAUCAGGAACAGGGUGACCAGAACAUCGAUUGCAGUUCGUUCUCUAAGUGGGAAUUUCAAAUGGGCUUUAACCGGAACACCUUUGCAUAACUCCGUUGAUGAACUUUAUGCUCUAUUUGCAUUCAUCGAUGUCCCCAACAGCCACCCAUACGAUGUGUUCAUGCAUAACUUUUGCGAUGGGACGCACCAUGCUAAAGAUCGGUUGAUCAAUACGCUUCGCGCCAUCAUCCAUCGCAAGACGCACGAGAGCCGUCAUAUGGGAAGGCCCCUCAUCGAGCUCAAAAGAUUAGAUCUGAAGAAAGUCAAGAUUGAGUUCUACCCAGCUGAGAAGCAGAUCUACAGCGCAAUCGCGGAGAAGUUCCUCGAGAAAGUCAAUGCUACUCAAAUGAAAAAGCAGAGGAAAUGCGUUUUAACGAUGAUCCUAAAGCUACAGAUGUUCACCAGUCAUCCACUCACCGCGGAAGAUUACCUCAAGCGGGUGUGUAAUUUCAACAACAGACUGGUUACACAGCUAAAGGGCUGGGUGAGGGAUGAAGAAAGCCAGGGAAACCCGUCCCCAUCAAGUAAAAUUGCGAAGUGUUGUAUUGCAGGGAAAUACCAAACCGGAAUGCCUACAGCUCCUCUGAGGGCUCGAACACCAAGCGAAAAUCUUCGACCACGGCCGCCCGGCAAUUGCGCAAAGCUUGUGUCAAAGUUCGAGGAUAAAAUUAAAGAUCUCUUGAGACGUGAAGCAUACUAUGAGAGUGACCAUCGCACCUGGUUCUGUCCUGGCUGUGAGGGGCUCCCAACAAGGGCUAUAAUCACGGACUGUCAACACCUUUACUGUGAAGAGUGUUUCGACGCACUCCCCGAUGAAGAAGGAAACACCGAUGGUGUCGCUCGAUCGUGCCGUACGUGCAGAAUGCCGAUCAGAAAGGCUGCAUUCUACGGAAUCUACGAUGACUUCGACACACCUCCAGUGGAGGCUGCCGAGUCUUCUUCUCUUGGACGAGCGGGCCAGCAAAAGCGACCAGCGACGCCAGAUACAAGUACAGCAAGGGAAGACCAAACCAAGAAACGCCGGAUGGGUACAGGCUGUGGUUCCACUUUCUCGGAAUGGUUAUUGGCCGACGGAAAUCUAAUCGAAUUUGACGGCGAAAGCGACGACAGCGAACAUGGGAACCAUGACGCAGCGGAAGACGAAAACCCCGACGAGGAUGAUGUUCCCUGUGAAGAAGAGAUUGACGAAAAACAAGACUGGAUAGCAGAAUACGGGAGAUCCAUGCCAGGCGCCAAAUUUGAUGCAAUCACGUCUCAAGUCAAGAAGUGGCUCGAAGAAGACAGCACCGCAAAGAUCGUGAUAUUUACGCAGUAUGUCAACAGCACUAGGCUUUUGAAGUACAUGUGUGAAGAUAACGAUUGGAAAUGCUCCCAAAUUGCGGGUCGAAUGGCCAACAGGUCACGAGAAAUUCAUUUAGACAAUUUCCGAAAUGACGAUGAAACGAAGAUCAUGAUUGCAUCGAUUAAGACAGGUGGUCUAGGUCUUGAUUUCUCUGUGGCAAACAAGUGCAUACUGGUUGACCUAUGGUGGAACGAGCCUGUCCAAGACCAAGCGUUCUUUCGCCUUUGGCGGAUUGGUCAACAGCGAGAUGUCCAAUGCAUCAUUCUAAUGGUUAAAGGGUCCAUUGACGAUUGGUUGAACGAGACCCAGACGCGCAAAGCCAAGCAGAUCAGCGAGGUCAUGAGUCAAAAUGUGCUCAUGGCCCGAAGCACGCUCAAAGAACUGCUGCAGAUGUUUGGUGAAGUUAUUGAUGACCCCAAGAAGGGAUUCAGGGUCGUACCGUACAAAGAGACGGCCCAAAGUGCGUCAAAUCCCACGCGCAACCGCGCGUCCAAAUCUACGCCCAAAACCACUACCAGAGCCAUUGGCACACGAAAGGCCAUUUGA
Penicillium verrucosum is the source of this 3804-nucleotide messenger RNA. RefSeq names its product DEAD/DEAH box helicase. The transcript has 13 exons. Gene Ontology annotation, molecular function: ATP binding; ATP-dependent chromatin remodeler activity. NCBI's taxonomy places the organism in Eukaryota, Fungi, Ascomycota, Eurotiomycetes, Eurotiales, Aspergillaceae. The record is from RefSeq and is a predicted model, not a curated record. The coding region runs from base 1 to 3804 and encodes 1267 amino acids.